AGAAAGGAGAGUUGACCGGGCCCAGAAUAGCCCGACAAGGCUGUACAAAACCCUAGCCCCAUUUACCAAAAUAUCUACGUCAAUCUCUUCGAUCUUUUUCAAACCCUAAUUCAAUCACUAGCUUCAUUUAUCACAAUCUCCAUAAAUCACAGGCAUCUCUUUGCUCCUCAUCGUAUAAUCCUUCAUCUACCAGCAUCCAUCAUCCAAAGUUCGUCUCUCAUAUAUCGUAACGACUCAGAUCUGUAACAAUCUUCAGGUUGUGUACUUUGUGUUCUUUGCAAUGGCAUCUUUAGAUAUGUCACUUGAUGAUAUGAUUAAGAGUAGGCGUACUGCUGUUAGAGGUAGAGGUAGAGGUCGAGGUGGGGCUCGUGGUGGCCGAGGUCAACAAAGGUCAUUUGGUGGUGGAAGACCGACAGGGCCACCUCGCAGAGGUCCCCUUGGUGUCAGUGCUCGACCAUCAGCUCAUACCAUUGCCAAGUCUUUCCGCAAACCGAAGAGUUCCCCUUGGCAGCGCAACUUGCUUGAAGAGAGUUUAACCGCAGCAGGCGUUCCAGGGUUUGAUAACGUUGCAAAGUUGAACGUUUCCAACUUGGACAUCGGAGUGACAAAUGAAGAUAUUAGGGAACUUUUCUCUGAGAUUGGGGAGCUGAAAAGAUAUGCGAUUCAUUAUGACAAAUACGGCCGUCCAAGUGGUUCAGCUGAAGUCUUGUUUGCUAGAAGAAGUGAUGCUUUCCAGGCACUAAAGCGGUAUAACAAUGUACAAUUGGAUGGGAAACCUAUGAAGAUUGAAAUUGAAGGCUCCAACACUAAGACUCCUGUUUCUGCUCGUGUUAAUGUUGUUGGAGGUCUAAAUGGUCAGAGAACUGUUGUGAUGACGUCAAGAAUGGGUCGGGGUAGAGGAGCAAUUGCAGCUAAUCGUGCAUUUGGAAACCGUGGAGGUGUAAGGAACGGACGUGGGGGUAUGACAAACAUGCGUGGCGGCAUUGGUGGGGGUCGUGGGCGUGGUCGAGGUCAAAGUGGUGGGCGGGGUCGUGGUCGAGGGAAGAAACCAGCUGUGGACAAGUCUGCUGAUGAACUCGAUAAGGAACUAGAGAACUACCAUGCUAUGCAGAGUUAGUUAUUAUUUCUCAAGUUUUUGAAAAUUCGGUAAUGGUUGAAGAUUUCUGCUUGUGGAGUAAAUUUGUUUUUUAGCUUUGUUGCAUAUGCUUUCUAAUGGUAGAACCCUAACAUUGUUGUUGGCAUGUUUUUUCUAUAGAACGUAGUAUCCUUGUAUAUGGUUGUGUUUUAUUCAUCUUUUUAUAACAUUUAUGUCAUAGACUA
This is a messenger RNA of Helianthus annuus (common sunflower), 1320 nucleotides long. Its product is annotated as THO complex subunit 4D. The record is from RefSeq and is a predicted model, not a curated record. NCBI's taxonomy places the organism in Eukaryota, Viridiplantae, Streptophyta, Magnoliopsida, Asterales, Asteraceae. The coding region runs from base 281 to 1117 and encodes 278 amino acids. The transcript is spliced from 7 exons. Gene Ontology annotation, biological process: mRNA export from nucleus. Gene Ontology annotation, cellular component: nucleus. Gene Ontology annotation, molecular function: mRNA binding.